Messenger RNA from Cavenderia fasciculata, 1893 nucleotides. Its product is annotated as FAD-binding monooxygenase. The transcript has 2 exons. The record is from RefSeq and is a predicted model, not a curated record. The coding region runs from base 1 to 1893 and encodes 630 amino acids. Gene Ontology annotation, molecular function: FAD binding. NCBI's taxonomy places the organism in Eukaryota, Evosea, Eumycetozoa, Acytosteliales, Cavenderiaceae.
AUGGAACCAAUCAAUGAUGAAAAUGAAAAUGAUUACAAAGUUGUCAUUGUAGGAUGUGGACCAAAUGGAUCGGUGAUGGGAAAUUUGUUGGGUCUUUAUGGCAUUAAAACAUUGAUCAUUGAAUCCAGUGAUCAUCUCAACACAGUUCCACGUGCUGCCCAUCUUGACGACGAAGCCAUUCGUAUCCUCCAAUUUAUUGGAUUAGAUAAAAUUGUUUUAAAAAAUUCUUUUCCACUAGAUGUACAAUUUAAUAGAUAUAAUAGUAAGAAAACAUUUUUAAAUAUAAAGAAUACAGAGACUGAAUUUGGUCACCCUCGAUCAAUAUUUUGGUAUCAACCACAAUUUGAACAAAUACUUGCCGAUGGGUUAAAGAGAUACCAAGACAAUGUUGUCGAUGUAUGGCUUGGCCAUCAAGUCAACGACUACCAUUACGAAAAGUCAUCCAAAUCAAAUUUGAUCAACGUCACUGAAAAUGCCAACGGUCAAUCGAAAUCCAUCAAAUGUAAAUAUAUUAUUGGCGCCGACGGAGGAAACAGCUCGAUUCGCAAGUCGAUGGGAUCCAAGUUUUCGGGUGAGAGUGGGGCGAUGAGAUGGCUUGUCGUCGACGCUAUCCUCGAUGCCGACCAUCCGGAGAUGAACGGCAGUUUCCAGUUUGUGUGCGAUCCUGCCAGCCCGAUGCUGACGCUGCCCAUCCCCUGCGGCCACUUUAGAUGGGAGUUUGUGGUUGCCAACGACAAGACUGCCGAGCAACUAGAGUCUGUAGAGAAUGUGAGCGAGAUGGUCCGAAAGGCUGGAGCCGAUCCUACCAAGAUGACCGUCGUUCGCAAGGCUGCCUACACCUUUCAAAAUAGAAUAUCCGAUUACUGGUAUGACGGCAACUCUGUGUUUUUAAUUGGUGAUGCUGCUCAUUGUCUACCACCCUUUCUCGGAAUGGGUGUAUCGAGUGGUAUGAGAGAUAGCUUCAACUUGGCAUGGAAGAUUAAAUUGGCACUCUCCUCAAACUCUACUCGCACCCUCAACUCUAACCUAGUCUUGAAUCAGCGAUCGUUAUUCGAAUCGUACAUGACCGAGCGAAGACAAGAGGUAGAGUUGAUUGGUAAAAAGUCUACGAUCGUAGGUGAAAUGAUCAUGUCUACCAGUCUUUACAUCACAAUCAUGCGAGAUUUGCUCAUCUACAUGCUCCUACUCUUCCCAUUUGUCCAAACCAUCUUUGCCAACAAGGAGAUGAAGCCGAUUGUUCCCAUCGACUAUCACGGCUCACUCGUCGAUCGCCAACACCUUGUCGACAAGCAAAAACAACUAGACAACGUUCCACCUACAGGUAUCAAGAGAUUAGACGACAGUGGAAUUGUCCGACAAAUCAUAUUGACUUUGAUGAUCCUCCUACACACCAUCAAAUCUUUCUUUUCCUCCUCUUCCUCUUCCAAUGCCCACAAGAACAAGAUUGGAUUUAGAAUCCCACAACCAAAUGUUACAUCACAAGGAGCAACUGUCGACCUAUUAGAUAAUGUAUUGGGGUUAGGAUUUAGUUGUAUCAUUGUCAAUGCCGAUAAAGAUACCUACGAUCAAAUCGAUGUAGACUCUCCCAUUUGGAGUCUCCUCAAUACAACCUUUGUUAAUAUCAAUGAUGACUCUGAUGAAAAGGUAAUGAUGCAUCACUCCAAGCAAGAAAAGGUUAAAAGCUUUACCUUGUCGAAUCAAGAUCACAAGAAAUCAUUCCAUCAAUUCAUCUGCUCUGACAAUACCACCACCACCACCACUGAAACGACAGUGAUCAUUGUCAGACCAGACAAACAUGUCUAUGGUAUCUACAAAGGAGUCAAUGAUAUCUCUACCAUCACUCAUUCCUUACAAUCAACCUUUUGUAUAAAUUCAACUAAUAGAGAAAAUUAA